GAAAGUGUUAGGAGGAGAGGUUGCGUGAGGCGAGAUGUGUCAGUGUGAGAGCUGGACGUGCUGGGGGAGGGUGUGCGACGCUCUCACUCAACCUGGAUGAAAUUCUACCGUGGGUGUCCAGGUCCAAGCUAUAUAUUAGUUACGCCAGCCUCACACUCACUCUUGAAAUUUGGGAAGUACCAAUAGACAAAAGUGUUAAGGCGGAUUAAAUGAAAACCAGAGGUUGAAACAAUUAAGGCAGCUACAUGUAUAUGGACUCCAACGACGUUAGUGUAAUAUAAUUUCAUUGAUUGGUAAUGUGAAUGUAAACGCCUAGUGACAUUGAACAUGCUUCUGGCCACAGCAAGAACAACACAAUAUUGUCAUGGACAUUAGGAAAAUAUAACCACAAUGGAGAAAUGAUUUUUAAUAUCGUGAUCACUACCUCCACAGAACUUAUAUACAAGUAAACAAGCCUUGCUACAUAUUCAAGUUGAAGUAAGUUUAUUGAGACAAGAAAAAAAAUCUCAAAGGGAUAGAGUAGCUUAGGCUAUUGCUACCCCCCCCCCUACCUUGCUACAUAUUUAUCUAAAAUCAAAUAAAAGUAUAAGGGAAACAAAUAUAAUAUGCAUGAAUUAGUAACAAGCAUCCGAGGGCUUAAAAGGUGAUAAACAUUAAAUAUUAAAGAGCGAUUGCUCCAUCGCGCUGGUUGGUGUUCCUGGCUGCAGCCAUCAGAGGCUAGCGGUCAGCCAGACUGGGAACUACUCCAGCUCCACACUCCACCACCCAUACAGGCACGCCAGUCCUCUCUACACUAACCAUCUACAACAAGAACAUUCCUCUGCACAAGAUACAUAACGUUGUGAUGCUGGACAUAUUCUUUGGACUCGACAACUCGUGUGCUUCGGGACAAAUGUAAUAUUUUUGUUAAAUUAUAGUGAAAGUCCUGUGUUUUCCACGGUAAACAUAAUUUAAUGAUUUUAAUGAAAAAUUGUGUUGUGUUAAUAUAUUAAAACGAGUUCUGGAAAAUCAAUUCGACGAGUUAGUGUUAUGAAAGCGUUUACGAGCAAAGAAAAGAUUGCUUGUUGAGACAGUACGAAACUGGUAAUUCAGUUCUUGUCGCUGCUUGUGCCCAUACAACUAACAUAGUCUAAUUGGUCAAUAAAGAGCCGUACGUGACCUUGUAGUAGUGACGAGCAAGUAUAAUGUUAUCCAACGGCUAUACAGCAGUCGCUCAGGAAGAUGGUGAUCACUACUAUCUCAGGGAAGAGGCAUAACGCGUUGGACCCCACAUGUUCUGGUGAUUAGUGAAUGACACAGGUGCACUGACCAUCUGGCAGGUGCCUGGAGCAGCGUGAGAACGCCAAGAGGUGGCAGAAAACGCAGGAGAAUAAGUGCAACAAGUGGCUGGCACCAGGAUGGCGGGCUUAGGCACCAGGCUAGCCGCCCUGGCCACCUACGAGAAUUUGGGCCACCAGGAGCCCUCUUCCGGCGGCUGUGACACUCUUGCUGACCACCACCUCAACCCCAGCGAGUCGACGGAGCUUGUGGGGUCAACGCGGUCCCGAGUAUGGAGAAGCCUGCUCUUGGGCACUGUUGGGGUCAUGCUUCUGGUGGCUGCUGGCAUUGCCACAGUUAUAGUUACACGCAGUCCUUCCACUGCAGCGCCCGAGACCUCGGCAUUAACAGCCACUCCAGGUGGCAUAGAUCUAGCAGAGGUGCUAAAUGGAACCUUCUCAACAGAGUCCUUCAAUGGCACGUGGAUCUCUGAUAACGAGUUCUUGUACCGGCCUGAAUCGGGAGCCCUUAACAUUUUCACAGUGGCGACACAAUUAUCUGACGAGUUGGUCAGUGAAGAAGUCAUGAGUGAAUGGCGUCCAUUUAAGUACAGUCUCUCGCCUAGCAGGAAGUAUCUCCUCAUGGUUCACGAUGUUCAAAAGCUGUUCAGAUAUUCCUAUUUGGCCCGUCACACCAUUCUCAACCUGAAGACUGGAGAAACCAUCCCGCUUGCUCCAACUCGAGUGAGGUCAAGACUUGAUCAGCCACCUCUACUGUAUGCCACCUGGGCUCCUACUGAUGAUGCUAUGGCCUUUGUAUCACACAAUGACUUGUACUACACCACCGGCCCUGAUCUGGACACCAUGUAUAGACUCACUGACACUGGCCAGAUUGGCAGCAUCUUUAACGGCAUACCUGAUUGGGUGUAUGAAGAGGAAAUUCUGAGCUCCAAUUCUGCUUUAUGGUUCAACUCCAAUGGUAAGCGCCUUGCCUUUGCUACCUUCAAUGACUCUCACGUGGAUACUAUGAAUUUCCCUCUUUACGGUCGUCCUGGAGACUUGGCAUUCCAGUAUCCAAUUCAACAAUCCAUCAAGUACCCCAAGCCUGGUCGUGCCAAUCCCGUGGUGGACCUGUGGGUAGUUGACCUCUCCAAGCUGGUGAGCGGUAGUGGAGAGACGGUGACGCGCCUGCCUCCUCCCAACUCCUUGGCGGCACUUGAUCAUUACUUCACCUCUGUUGGCUGGGCAACUCCGGAUAAAGUUUCCAUUAUAUGGAUGAAUAGACAUCAGAAUGUGAAUACCAUUAGCAUAUGCUCAGCAGACACUGGUGCGUGCACUGAUGAUCUGGUACACGAGUCACCAGAUCAUGCCUGGAAUGACCUCUACACUGCACCUAUGUUUGAUAAGGUUAAUGGAGACACUUACCUCAUCAUUAUGCCCACAGUUCAGGGAGAUCAGGGAAAUUUCAAGCACAUUAACAUUCGGAAAUCAUCGGACAAGACCUUGAUUCCCUUGACAACUGGGACAUAUGAAGUUGUAGAUAUUCUCUCAUGGGACCAGACUAAUCAUAUUAUAUAUUUCACAGCUGCUCCUGCUGGAAAACCUGGUCAACGACACAUAUAUUAUGUUGGCGAUCUUAAUUCUACUCAGCCUAAGCAAGCAUAUUGCAUUACCUGUGGCUUCAAAAAUGACUUCAACGAAGACUGCAAUUACAACAGUGCCGAGAUGAGCGAGAAAAGUACCUACUAUGCACUAACUUGCAGUGGCCCGGGAAUUCCACAAGUAACCAUGCAUCGUUCUUCUGACCAUUCUCGCCUCUUGUUGUUGGAGGACAACCAAGAGGUUCGGGAAAAACUUCUAGAUCGAUCAUUGCCUUUAGAAAAACGUCUGGAAAUUGAUGUAGCCGGAGGAUUCAAGGCACAAGUGUCGAUGAAGCUGCCACCGGAUUAUAAUCCUACUCGUUUCCAGUCUUAUCCCAUGCUGGUUUAUGUGUAUGGUGGUCCAGGUUCCCAGCUUGUCAGUGACAAAUUCAAAAUUGAUUGGGGUGAUUAUUUGGCAUCUGAAAGAGGAAUUAUAUAUACAUCAAUCGAUGGUCGUGGCUCUGGAUAUUCUGGUGAUAAACUCCUCCAUGCACUUUAUUAUGGUUUAGGAACGGGAGAAGUAGAUGACCAGCUUGCUGUCACAGCCGCUCUUCAGAAGUCAUUCCCAUUUAUUGAUUCCUCUCGAACUGCUAUUUGGGGAUGGUCAUAUGGUGGUUAUGUUACUGCAUCUGUUCUGUCAAAAGACGUUAAUAAUAUUUUCAAGUGUGGUAUCUCUGUAGCACCUGUUACAUCUUGGAUUUAUUAUGAUACAGUUUAUACUGAGCGAUACAUGGGACUACCAACACCCGAGGACAAUUUUGCUGCUUAUGACUAUUCUGAUGUGACUAGGAAUGUAUCCAACUUCAAAAACAAAGAGUUCUUCCUUAUUCAUGGGACUGCUGAUGAUAAUGUCCACUACCAGCAGUCUAUGAUGCUGUCCAGAGCUUUAGAAGUUGAAGAUAUUCUCUUCAGGUCACAGAGCUAUCCAGACGAGAACCACGGCUUAGCGGGUGUAAAAAGACAUCACUAUCAUUCCAUGGAAGACUUCCUUGAUGACUGCUUCAACAAAACUUAACUAUCAUCAGGUUUUAUCAGAGUUGAAGGACUAUCUGUGAAAGUUACAUUAAAGUUGUGUGCGAGUAUUGUUGGCAUUAAAUGCUACAUCAGUCCAGCUUUUCUUAAGUGAUACAACCAUUAGUUUGGUUUAGUAUUUUUUUAAUUUCUUGAGUAAUUUUUAAUUAGUUACAUGAAACGGAAGAUCAUUUGGUUAAUAGUAUCUCGAGUAGCUUGAGCAUUAUUAUUUUUAUUGACUAAAUUUAAUAAUCAUUUACAUUCCAUUUUAAAAAAUCACAUCAUUCCAGAUUGAGCUGUAAUUAGAUCAGUCUACCUUUUUACUUGUACCUAUAAAACUUUCCUGUGUAUAUAUUAAAAUCGGCAGUAUUUAUCUGCUGACUGUAUAGUGUAUAGCAUUUAAAUGUUCACACUAUGGAUAUACUAAAUGUAUUUAGUACUCAUUAUCUAUGAGAAACUCAUGCCAACUAAUUACCUAAAUGUUUGCUACAUAUUAGCUGAUAAUUUAGUCUUAUCAACCAUUCAAGUUUUUUUAUAUUGGUAUUGUGCAAUACAUAAGUUUACCAAAGCAGGGAGGGGAUCCAAGGUUAGGUUUUUUUGGUGAAAAAUAUGUACUGUAAACAAAAUUUUGCAGACAUUUUUAAAAGGGUUGGCAUAGUGAUUACAGGUAGUCCUAUAAAUACACUUUAUAAAAGAAAUACAUUUUUUAAAUAAGC
Molecule: messenger RNA, 4623 nt
Organism: Procambarus clarkii (red swamp crayfish)
Lineage: Eukaryota; Metazoa; Arthropoda; Malacostraca; Decapoda; Cambaridae
Product: venom dipeptidyl peptidase 4
Biological process (GO): proteolysis
Cellular component (GO): plasma membrane
Molecular function (GO): dipeptidyl-peptidase activity; serine-type peptidase activity
Source: RefSeq, a predicted model, not a curated record